CUUAAAAUUGAUCCUCAGCAUUUCUCUAUCCUGCAUUUGUUAAUCCAAUCUCAUUCCCUCCAGACAAAAAUGGACAGGUCUUAUGACGGAGAGAUGAGCGAGAGCGAGAUCUUCCGAGCCCACGCUCACGUAUGGAGCCACACUUUCAACUUCAUCUCCUCCAUGUCCCUCAAAUGCGCCAUCGAGCUUGGCAUCCCCGACGCCCUCCACUGCCGCGGCCGCCCCAUGACCCUCCCGGAGCUUGCCGCAGCGUUGUCUGUCCCCGCCUCCAAUGCUGCCUUCCUCGGUCGCCUCGUGGCCGUCCUCGUGCACACCGGCUUCCUCUCCCGCCAGAAGCCCGCCCCUGAAAAAAACCAAAUAUCAGAAGACGAGGCCGUGGAACUAGGGUUUGAGUAUUCUCUCACUCCAGCUUCAUAUGCGAUUGUGAAGGGCCAAUCCUUGGACUUGUCGCCGAUUGUACUGCUCACGCUUGACCCGAUAUUCGUCGACCCAUUUCACUGCAUGAGCGAGUGGCUCAAGAGCGACAGUGAGAUCGGCUUGUCAUCGUCACGGACGCCCUUACACAUGAAGCACGGGAAGAGUAUGUGGGAGAUCAAGGUCCAAGACGAGAAGUUCAACCGGUGCAUGAACGCAGCGAUGGCGAGCGACGGGCCAGUGAUUGCGAGGCUGAUGAUGGACAAGUGUGGAAGGCGGCUGUUUGAGGGGCUGAGGACGGCCAUCGAUGUUGGGGGAGGGAUCGGAGGGCUGGCAAGGGAGCUGGCGGAGGCAUUCCCGGAGAUGGAGUGGACGGUGCUCGAUCUGCCCCGCGUGGUGGCUGACUUGGAAGGGACGAGGAAUUUGAAGUACGUUGGUGGUGACAUGUUUGAGGCUAUUCCUCCGGUGGACGCUGUUUUGCUCAAGUGGGUAUUACACGAUUGGAGCGACGAAGAGAGCGUGAAAAUACUAAAACUAUGUAAGGAAGCAAUUACAAAAAAUCGCAAAACGGGGAAAGCAAUGAUAAUAGAAGCGGUGAUAGGAGAUGGACCACAGGACGGCGAAACGAUGAAACUCUUCUAUGACAUGAUUAUGAUGGUGGGUACCACAGGCAAAGAGAGGAAUGGAAAAGAAUGGGCGAAGCUCUUUCAAGAAGCCGGCUUUAGCGACUAUAAGAUUACUCCUUUGGAGGGUUUUAGAUCUCUCAUUGAGGUUUAUCCUUAAUGCUUUCGAAAACAAGUGAAUCAAUUGGUGCCUCAACGCCAAUCUUGGAUUUCUCAUUCAU
Molecule: messenger RNA, 1258 nt
Organism: Syzygium oleosum
Lineage: Eukaryota; Viridiplantae; Streptophyta; Magnoliopsida; Myrtales; Myrtaceae
Product: trans-resveratrol di-O-methyltransferase-like
Exons: 2
Coding region: 70-1197 (375 amino acids)
Biological process (GO): methylation
Molecular function (GO): S-adenosylmethionine-dependent methyltransferase activity; O-methyltransferase activity; protein dimerization activity
Source: RefSeq, a predicted model, not a curated record